Molecule: messenger RNA, 2218 nt
Organism: Stylophora pistillata
Lineage: Eukaryota; Metazoa; Cnidaria; Anthozoa; Scleractinia; Pocilloporidae
Product: all trans-polyprenyl-diphosphate synthase PDSS2
Biological process (GO): ubiquinone biosynthetic process; isoprenoid biosynthetic process
Cellular component (GO): transferase complex; mitochondrion
Molecular function (GO): prenyltransferase activity
Source: RefSeq, a predicted model, not a curated record
UUAAGUAAGCGUGGUUACGUAAGAUUCAAGAUGGCGGCAGUUGUGGUCAACUUCGCAAGAGAGAGAAACGCAUUUCGUUUGGCUUUUCGCUCAGUUAGAUGCAACUUUAACUAUCACAACUUCAUCACGUAUCGUAACUCUAUGCUUCUAUCAAGGCAGUCGCCAAAUGCAAACCUUUCGAUCAGGAGACAAUUUUGGUCUACGAGACACGACGAUCUAAACAGAGCUCUCUCGGAAGCAGAGAAAAUUGUUGGCUAUCCAACCUCAUUCCUUAAUUUACGAUACCUGUUGAGCGACGAGAUCUCUAACAUCGCCAUGUACAUGAAGAGGUUUGCCAUGAGCAAGCACCCCAUGCUUAGAACGGCGCGAGGCUUUGUUUCGGACGACAACCAGACGAUGCAAACUAGAGGACUUUUAGUACUUCUCAUCUCAAAGGCCUCUGGGCAAUGUAUGAAAAACGAGUUGAACAUGGAUCAGGAACUGGUAGCUGACAUUCAUUCAAGCCAAAGACAGCUGGCCGACAUAACUGAAACCAUACACACAGCCAGCCUGGUGCAUACAGGAAUAGUUGAUUUAGCCAGUAUCUCUUCAUCCAGCAAGUGCUAUCAAGAGGACAUGGAAUUUGGUAACAAGAUGGCAGUGUUAAGUGGUGACUUUCUUCUAGCAAAUGCUUGUACAGGAUUAGCAGAACUUAAAGACACUGAGGUUGUUCAAAUGAUUUCAGAGGUAAUUGGACAUUUGAUGGAAGGGGAAUUCCUGAAAAUCACAUUUAAUGCUGAUAAUUUGAAUUUAGAGUUUUGGAACGAGUUAUCGUUCAAAUGCAAGGCAAGCUUGAUGGCAAACAGUUGUAAAGCAGCACUGAAAAUUGUUGGUCACUCAGUUGAGCUUCAGGAAACUGCAUUUGAAUUUGGCAAAAACAUUGGUUUUGCUCAUCAGUUGAAGAAAGAUCUUCAGGCUCUACAUGAUGAAAAAUCUACCACAAUCCUCCACACUGCACCUGUAAUUAUCUCUAGUAAACAACCUCAUGUGAAAACAUUGAUCAUGCAAAUCUUAGCAGAAAAGAACACAGAGAAGCUGGAUGAUCUGCUUCAGGAACUGGCCUUCACUGCAUCCCAGGGAGAAACAUCAUCAACCAUGAAAGAUCUGAGUUUAGGUUAUGGAAAGAAAGCUCUUCAAUCACUUCAAUUGUUUCCAGACUCUGAUGCAAAGCAAGCCUUAGUGAAUAUUGCAAACUCAUGUACUUUACAAGUGUGAAGCAAGGUUAAAUUUGAAUAAGAACUUUUUUAUGGCAUGUGAACUUGAUUAGGAAAAUAUGUUUCCUCUUUAUUUCAGCAGAGGAAACUUGUCAAUCACUUGUGUUAAGGAAAAUGUGAUAGUCAGGAGUAGAAUCUCCCUUAACCCUUUAACUCCAGAAGUGAUUAACAUGUAACUUCUCCUUACCUUAUCCAUACAUUAUCCAACAAAUGGCUGCUGAGAAUACUCAAACUUAUCAAGUGGAAAUUAUGUUGAUCUAACGCUAAAUUCUCGUAACUUAUUGUCAAGGAUAUGUGUAGUAGCUAGAGAGGAGAAUUGAAAAUCAGUUAUUGGGAUUUAAGGGUUAAAUUUCCUCGAUAAAUGUCUUUUUCAAGUCAUAGAAAUUUGAAAAUUUCAAAUAGUAAUUCCCUUGACAUGCCUCUUUGUUAAAAAAUUAGAUUACAGUCUUUUGAUAGAAGGACUUUUCCCUGGAAACACUAGUCAUUUUUCUUUUUUCAUCUGUAAUUUGUAAAGAGAGCUUUUCAUGCAAAAACUUGUCAAGAAGUGAAAAUCAGCAGAAUUUUACUUUUCACACAACAUAAAUAACUUUGGCUAUUGCAAAAUUCCAAUUUAUUGAAAUAGUUGUUAGGAAAGAUGAAGUCAGGUGGGAAGCUUUCAUUUCGCGACUUAUUUGAUCUCCUGAUUUAAAAUAGCACGAAAAUGAAGCAAUAAGGUGUAAUGUUCGGAUCGGACAUUCAAGCUUUUCUGAAGCGAAGGGCAACCAUUUCACUGAAGCUUACUAAAUAGGAGGCUUGGAGUUACUUCAUUAGAUUCCAAACAUUUGAGGUCUAAACUUACGAAAUUGAAAACACUGAAACUGGCUCGAUCAACACUUGUUUAAUUUUAUUCUGUUGAAGUACCAACUUAAAAAUCUAGAUUGUUUUUCCCAUAGCGUGAAAAUUGACAAUAGAAUCCCUUGCAGUUC